ACAAACAAAAACCUUCAAGUAGCUAAAAACUGUAUUGAAAUGUUAAAAUAUGAAAGGGAGUUGGCACAGAGGACCACAGGGAAAGAUGAACAUGACGUGUAAGGACAAAUAUAUUAAUACUUCUCUUUUUUUUUUUUUUUUACAUAUUUACAGGUCAAAUACUAGAUCGUAAAUACUAUGAAUUCAUGCUGCAGACAUGCUGACUAUCAUUCCAAGAUCCAUUUUUAAGUAUUAAUGAUUUAUAAAAUGUGACACUAGGUUACUUCUCUAUAGUUAAAAAAAAUUGCAAACAGGAAUGUGUGUGUGUGUGUGUGUGUGUGUGUGCCCGCUUCAUACUCAUCCACUCCCUACUUGUGCCUGAGAGUGUAUUCAUUGAGUAAAGACAGCGUGUGCUCUUAAAUGUGUGUGUGUGUAUUUAGACGGCAGUGUGAAGUGGUGUACCACUAUGUGAGGAGAGAGAAGUAUGCUCUUAACAUGAGGAGAUGGAGCAGGAUGACGUGGCCUCUCUCUGGAGCUCCUCCACGUUCUUCACGAAAAAACAAUAACUCUCUCAAAUUCUGAUGGAGUGGCAUCUACAUAAGAAUCAACAAAGCACACAAACAUCAGUUCCGUUUUGGGACACCGAUUUUCUAAAUCAUUACAUUCGCUUUCUAUUUAUUUAUGUAUCAUUAUUAAAAGAUCAAUCAUCAAGCCGGUGUAACCUUAAUCUUUAUCGCUAGCUGCUCCUGAAGUGUUUUGGAAAUCAUUUCAGCCACGUCAUGUUCAUUCACCGUCCACUUUAUUAGGAUCACCUGUACGUUCAUGUAGUUUUCUAACCAGCCAAUCAUGAAAUAUACAGGAAUAUAGAGGAAUCACAAGAAAACUCCAUUUCAACACAUUUAAAAAAAAAAUCUCACAAUGUUGGAUUUGAGUUUGUAAUGCAGUGAGCACAACCAAGGAGUGCAUUUUAAAAAGAAAACUAUUUAUUUCUUACAAAAGUAUUGGAACAUCAAGGCCAAUUCUAUUGCUUUUGCUAUACAGUGACAUUUGGGUUUGAGAUAAAAGACGAAUAUGAGACGAUAGAUCAGAAUUUCAGCUUUCAUUUCCUCAUGUUUACAUCUAGACGUUGUCGCGACGGGCAGAGAGCCGGCGCACACAAGAAGGAAAUCGCUCCUUCUCCAACUGCCGCACCGGCACGACGUGGGCAGCUUCGUGCCGAACAUUCCGCCAGCCGGAAGGACCGCCGCGGCGGGGCGGGACUGACGCGACACCGGCCAGCGAUUGGCGGACCCAACGGAGAAACUCCAUCACUCAGGCGACGGCGGAGGAGGAUAAAAGGGCGCGCUUCCGGCCGUACAGGAGAAGAGAAUACCGUAGUGACAAGACGGACUCCGUGCAAGCGCGGACGAGAUCGCCGGGUGGUGAGAGUCCCACCUACGGAGGACGCCGGCCCGGGAAAACCCUCGCCCCCGUCUCGGGAAUCCCGCCUCGGGAAUCCCGCCUCCGCCACGAGUAGGCUACACCGGCAGGCACGCCUCCACAAGCCCCGCACUCAUCCCCUCACAACCCACUCACUUCACCCUUGCACCAAUAAACCACCGUUUGUGAACGUUCUUCUGCCUCCUGUGGCUGGAAUCAGAAUCUUGCUGUUACAGAAAUGUCGCCAACGCCUUCUGACCAAUCAGAUUGGAGAAUUCAACAGUGUUGUGGUGUAAAGCAUCAAUAGCUGACCUGUCUCAUCAUCUACCACACACAGUCGAUGAACUGCACAAAGAGAGGGGAUCGUUCCGAGUUGGCGUGAUUCUCAUCUCCAAGGCCGACACGCUGAGAAACACAGAGAGAGAGAAAGAUGGAGUUAAAUAUACAUGCGUUCACACGCCCACACACAACCACGCCCUUACUGCUCAUACGCACCGAGGCCAGCUUGUGUCCGAAGCUGAUCCACUCCGUCUCGAUCAGUACUUUGAAGCCCCUGAGUGUGCGGUAGUGCGAGUCCAGCAUCAGCACGGCCAGAGAGGUGAGCUGAGCCGUACGGUCCCAGCCGUCACUGCAGUGCACCACCAUCGAGCUCUUACUACAUUCAACCUUAUCUGCUAUACUAUUAACUGCUAUACGCACUGCACCUGCUAAUAACAGCUACACACACACACACACACACACACACAGUCAGGUCAAACAACCAUCACUUCACUGACUGAGUAAAACACAACACACAAGGGUUCACAAACAAGGUAUCACAAAUAGUUGUCUAGAACAUGUAGACAUUAAUGAAUUAAAUAAGUACUUAACAAUUAAAAUGUAAUAAUUAUUCGCAAUGUAUGUUCAGGGCAUAAUAUCUAACUACAAAACAAAACAGAUGCUCUGUGUUCUUAUGUUCUUCUGUUUCCUGUUUUGUGAAAUGUCUUCGAUUAGGAGAGGAGCUGUUUAAAUAAGGCUAGACAGUGCUGCUCUCUACAUGCAUACCUGUUCAAACAAUUACUGAGUAAUAAGUAUAUCAAUUCUUAGUUAUGCAGUUAUCCAAUCAGCCAAUCAUGUGACAGCAGCACAAUGCAUACAAUGCUCACAUCAAACAUCAGAAUGGGGGGAAAUGUGAUCUCUGUGGUUUGGUUUGAUGUGUUGUGCAUGCUGAGUUGCUUUUCUGCUAACCACGGUUAUAAAGAGUGAUUAUAUGAGUUACUACAGUAUAUCCUUCCUGGCAGCUCUGACCAAUCUGGUCACUUUCCUCUGAUCUCUCUUAUCAACAAGAUGUUUCCACCCACAGAACUGUCUCUCACUCAGUGUUUUUAUGGGUUUUUUUCUGACACCAUUCUGUGUAAAAUUCUAGAGACUAUUGUGUGAAAUUCCCAGCAGUUUCUGAAAUACUUGAACCAGCCCAUCUGGCUCCAACAACUAUGCUAUGGUUAAAGUCACUGAGAUCACAUUCCUUCCCCAUUCUGAUGUUUGAUGUGAACAUUAACUGAAACUCUUGACGUGUAUUUGCAUGAUUUUAUGCAUUGUGCUGCUGCCACAUGAUUAGUUGAUAACUGUAUAAAUGAGCAGGUGUUCCUAUUUAAGUGCACAGUGAGUGGAUGUUGUGACUUUUAUGUGUUUUGUAACUGAUUUUUAUAUUAAAUUAUGGUGAAUGAUCUGUAUUUUACACUUUAUUACCCCAUACAGUAGCAAAACAGAUUCUAUAAGGCUAAUUUCUUAUGAGGUUCGUAUAUAUAUAUAAAUAAAAAUGUGUGUGUGUAUAUGUUUACCCUGAUAUACUCCAGCCAGUGCGUGGCAUCUAUGGCAGAGUGCCAAUGAAGUUCUUCUAUGGUGGAGUAGACCACCUCCUUCAGCUUGCGCAGAGACUCCCGCAUCACAUGGAUGUUGGGAAUCUCCAGGAAAUUCAGUUCCGCACUGGGAUAGAAAAUUUCGCUCUCAUAGCCACCAUCUUUAGCCUGGAGGGGAAAAGAGAGGAGAGAAGAGAAUGUGAUGCUCGAAUAAACUCACCACUACAACAUGUCACAUUAUUAUACAUAAAUCCCGUGCUAACUCUAUACAUGCACAAACCCCAAAACAGCUGAUAUUUGUUAAUCCCUAAUUAUUUUAUUGCGGGGUUUGUUGGGCUACUCAUUGGUGGUAUGAGGCUUGAAUCAACUGAGAUAAUGACAUCAAUGCAUCAUAACCUCAUGUUAUCAUUGUAGCCCUUCUUACAGAUACAGUCACAUGUUUUCAGUAUGUCUUUCUUACACUGCAGUGGAUAAGGUGCCACUUUCUGUUUUUCAGAUGGACGUUCAGACAUCUGCGAGUCAU
Ictalurus furcatus (blue catfish) is the source of this 3759-nucleotide messenger RNA. RefSeq lists its product as uncharacterized. Lineage: Eukaryota; Metazoa; Chordata; Actinopteri; Siluriformes; Ictaluridae. The transcript is spliced from 3 exons. The coding region runs from base 1089 to 1694 and encodes 201 amino acids. The record is from RefSeq and is a predicted model, not a curated record.